AUGGCACCGUUUGAGGCCUUGUAUGAUAAGAGGUGUAGAUUGCCCAUAGGUUGGUUUGAAGUGGGUGAGGCAGCCACGAUUGGACCCGAUGCAGUGUUUAAAGCUAUGGAGAAAGUUAAGUUGAUUAGAGAAAGGUUAAAGACACCUCAAAGUCGUCAAAAGACUUAUGCCGAUGUUACAAGGAGAGAUCUUGAGUUUGAGGUAGCAUAUGAGGUUGAGUUGCCCUCAGAGUUGUCCUUCGUUCACCCAAUCUUUCAUGUCUCCAUGCUCAAGAAGCAUAUUGGUGAUUCUACUGUGGUUGAUCCUUUAGAGAGUGUCAACAUUCAGGAUAGUCUUUCCUUCGAUGAGAUUCCCGUGGAGAUCCUAGAUUUUCAAAUUCGUAGACUCAGGAACAAAGAAGUUCCGUUGGUCAAGGUUUAA
Capsicum annuum is the source of this 420-nucleotide messenger RNA. RefSeq lists its product as uncharacterized. The transcript is spliced from 2 exons. Lineage: Eukaryota; Viridiplantae; Streptophyta; Magnoliopsida; Solanales; Solanaceae. The record is from RefSeq and is a predicted model, not a curated record. Bases 1 to 420 code for a protein of 139 amino acids.